Ailuropoda melanoleuca (giant panda) is the source of this 1408-nucleotide messenger RNA. RefSeq names its product ARF like GTPase 2 (gene ARL2). Gene Ontology annotation, molecular function: GTP binding; GTPase activity. The transcript is spliced from 5 exons. The coding region runs from base 502 to 1056 and encodes 184 amino acids. NCBI's taxonomy places the organism in Eukaryota, Metazoa, Chordata, Mammalia, Carnivora, Ursidae. The record is from RefSeq and is a predicted model, not a curated record.
AGAGACCGGGAAAGGGGGAGGCCCUCUAACUGGCAGGUUUAGGAUGCUGGCGAGGUCCAAGGCGAGAAGGAUCUGGACCGUGUUUCCGGGGGACGGGGCCUUAUACUGGCCCCCGAACGAGCUUGUCAACCUCCUUGGGCUAUGGAUUCCGACUCCUGAGUCAGAACUCCUGCUUCCUAUGCAGCCAAGACACAACGCGGGUUUCUGUUCCCAGACGAGCCUGGGUUCCUGAGGAGGAGGGAACGGCGGUGCCCUCGUCCCCCAAGCCUUCGGGAAACGAAGUGUUAAGGCAGGUGGCGCCGCAGAAGCCCCCGGCGCCGCUAGAGGGACCAACACGGCAUCAUCGCGGACGGCUUCGCGGUCACGUGGGAGCGAGGGCGGGACCAAACGAGAGGCCGGCCAAUAGGCUGCGCUGUCGGUGGGCGUGAUAGCCAAUAGGAGCAGGGAGAGGGGGUCCCGGGACUAGGAAGAAACGGCGGCCGGGAGGGGGCUACAGGUACCAUGGGGCUUCUGACCAUUCUGAAGAAGAUGAAGCAGAAAGAGCGGGAGCUGCGACUCCUCAUGCUCGGCCUGGACAACGCUGGCAAAACGACCAUCCUCAAGAAGUUCAAUGGCGAAGACAUUGACACCAUCUCCCCGACGCUGGGCUUCAACAUCAAGACGCUGGAGCACCGAGGAUUCAAGCUGAACAUCUGGGAUGUGGGUGGCCAGAAGUCCCUGCGGUCCUACUGGCGGAACUACUUCGAGAGCACGGACGGCCUCAUCUGGGUGGUGGACAGCGCCGACCGCCAGCGCAUGCAGGACUGCCAGCGGGAGCUCCAGAGCCUGCUGGUGGAGGAGCGCCUGGCCGGAGCCACCCUGCUCAUCUUUGCCAACAAGCAAGACCUGCCCGGAGCACUGUCCUCUAACGCCAUCCGUGAGGCCCUGGAGCUGGACUCCAUCCACAGCCACCACUGGUGCAUCCAGGGCUGUAGCGCCGUCACCGGCGAGAACCUCCUACUCGGCAUUGACUGGCUCCUGGAUGACAUUUCCAGCCGCAUCUUCACGGCCGACUGAAGCACUCCAGAUGCCCCCCACCUCACAGUCCAGCCCCCCCACCCCCCACCCUGCCCUCGUCAGGCACCAUCCAUGGGGAAACGGGAGUCAGCCAGCCUGACGAACAGCCCUGACCCCACUCCGUAACCUGCUGUUGCUGCUAAUGCCGCCCACUGCUUCUCUGUGGCCAGCCGGCUCCCGUGGCUGGAGGGCUGCCGCCCCGGCUUCGCCCUGGCUCCCGACCCAGCCCGCCUGCAGCUGCCAUAGCGAGAGAAGAGGGCUGGGGCUGGGAGGGGGCUGCCUCUGCUGCUACCAAGGCUGUGGGCCUGAUCCUUUGCUCAGCUGUGAGAAUAAACCGUUCCUUGUCCCAAUU